Cyprinodon variegatus (sheepshead minnow) is the source of this 987-nucleotide messenger RNA. It is a transcript of the gene hoxa11b, whose product is annotated as homeobox protein Hox-A11b-like. The transcript has 2 exons. Bases 1 to 957 code for a protein of 318 amino acids. Gene Ontology annotation, biological process: anatomical structure development; regulation of transcription by RNA polymerase II. Lineage: Eukaryota; Metazoa; Chordata; Actinopteri; Cyprinodontiformes; Cyprinodontidae. Gene Ontology annotation, molecular function: DNA-binding transcription factor activity, RNA polymerase II-specific; RNA polymerase II cis-regulatory region sequence-specific DNA binding. Gene Ontology annotation, cellular component: nucleus. The record is from RefSeq and is a predicted model, not a curated record.
AUGGAUGGAGAUGGAUCCCUCACGUCAGCUUGUACGUCUAAGGGUUUCUGCUCCAUCAGUCUGCCUCAAAGUGGCUGGAGCGCAGCCUCGCGCAGGAACAAUGAGAUGAUUAUUACCAUAGAGCGAUCCCAGCUGCAGAAUAUGGAUUUUGAUGAACGGAUGUCUGGUUCCAGUAUGUAUCUACCGAGCUGCACUUAUUACGUCUCCGGAGCGGACUUCUCUGGUCUCCCUCACUAUUUAACUCAGAACCAGUCAUCCUGCCCAGUCAGCUACCCUUACCAGUCCUCAGCGCUGACACAGGUUCCAUCAGUGAGAGAGGUGGCUUUCAGAGACUAUGGGAUCGAUGCUACCAGUAAAUGGCACCACAGCAGGGGGAGUCUCCCACAUUGCUACGCCGAGGAUGUGGCGCACAGGGACAGCUGGGCGAGCCCGACCUCCAGGGGGGCAGAGAUCCUGGUGAAAGCCGGCCACUCCGGCUCACCCAGCCAGACCCCUGGCUUCUGCGGCAGCGUCGGGAGGAAUGGCGUCCUGCCUCAAGCUUUCGAUCAGUUCUUCGACACGGCGUACGGGAGCGCGGACGGCGGCGCUGGCGCGGCGGCGGACCCAGAGAGAGGUGGCAAAACGAGCCCGACUCACAAUCACCCGGCUUCGGACACGGGGGAGAGCUGCAGCCCGGAGUCACCAUCCAGCCACAGCGAGGAGAAGCAGAGCAGGAGCUGCACCAGUGGCCAGAGGACGCGCAAAAAGAGGUGUCCGUACACCAAGUAUCAGAUCAGGGAGCUGGAGAGGGAGUUCUUCUUCAGCGUCUACAUCAACAAGGAGAAGCGCCUGCAGCUCUCCCGGAUGCUUAACCUGACGGACCGUCAGGUGAAAAUCUGGUUUCAAAACAGGAGAAUGAAGGAGAAGAAACUGAACAGAGACCGUUUACAAUACUACAGCACAAACCCUCUGCUCUGAAAACGGAGAAACGAACAAAGACUGCUGAUG